Penaeus indicus is the source of this 3004-nucleotide messenger RNA. RefSeq lists its product as uncharacterized. Gene Ontology annotation, biological process: proteolysis. The transcript is spliced from 6 exons. NCBI's taxonomy places the organism in Eukaryota, Metazoa, Arthropoda, Malacostraca, Decapoda, Penaeidae. The coding region runs from base 136 to 2322 and encodes 728 amino acids. The record is from RefSeq and is a predicted model, not a curated record. Gene Ontology annotation, molecular function: serine-type endopeptidase activity.
AGAAAGAUGGAAACGUCCCUUUGAUCUGGGCGAGGCGAUCGCUGACUAAGAGGAGCCGGAAGUGAAUCCAAUCUCAGUGGAUCUUUUGGUCGGUCCCUCAUUUGUUUCUGUUCUAUUUUUAACCCGCAGGACGUCAUGGGGUACAUAGCGGUGGUGGUGGCGCUAGCGGCAUGCGCGGCUGUUACUCAUGCCGAUACUAGGAACACCUGGUCGUGGGGCGCCGACGGCCACAAGGAGGCCCAUGACUCUGCUCCUUCAUCUAUCUCGUCGGCCGUGGCAUCAGCCCCGUCGUCGGGGUCGCUCAGGACCGUCUCCUUCACCGCCAACGACGACCACCAGUUCGUCGACCCCGGCGUCAGCGUCAUCAGCACGGUGAAGCAGAGCCAGAGCGUGAUUCCUCCUCCGAUUGCGAUCGCAGGGGCGACCGGAUCGGUCUCGGUAGCGCCCCAGAUUACCGGGGAUCAUCUGAAAGGAGAGACGCCCACCGGCAGGGUCGACGGAGCCGCCGCCGGAGACCAAACGGAAGGGAGGUUCUUCGGCAUCAAAUCCAAGCUCUGUGACGUUGGCAUUGGAUUUGACUGCAAGAAGGGCUACCAUAAGGGCGACCACAUCAGCCCCUACGACAUCAGCUACGUGCAGCCCGUGCAGGUGGUCCCCGUGGGCGGCCCCAUAGCGUCCGUGCCGGUCAACAAGGGUUACCACCACAAGGCCAAAGGACACUACAGCCCACCUUCCACGGGCUACGGCGCCCCCCAUCCUCCCUCAUUAGGCUACGGAGCUCCCCACCCUCCCUCCACUGGGUAUGGCGCCCCCCCUGCCUACCACCCUCCCCAGUCGAGCUACGGCGCUCCCCCAGCACCCAGCUACACCCCCCCAAAGGCCUCCUACUCAGCCCCGAAGGCUCACGGCCAGACGGUGGUGCACCACGUCCACACGCACCACCACGUCUACACCGGCGGCUCAGGCGGCGGAUACGCGAAGGACUCCUAUUCUGGCGGCUUCCUUGACCGGUCCUCCAGCUCCAGCAGCUCCUCCGUCAACAAGAUCGGGUCGUCGCUUCCGGUCAUCCCCCUCGGAUCCUCAUCCUCCUCCGGCUCCUCCUUUUCCUCUUCCUCGGCCUUUUCCUCCUCAUCCGACUUCCAGAGGCUGUACCGCGAGGACUGCCAAUGCGUGGACCGAAUUUACUGCCGCGACCACGACAUCGUCGGCAGAACCAACAGCAACUUCGGUUCUCUCCUUGACGCUCGGACCCGCAACACCGACAUCCUCUCCACCGCAGAUGACGAGUCCGACAAGCAGGCCGCAGCGUCAGAGAAGCAGGAAGUCGUGGUGGAGAAGGAGAACAGGACCGAGACCGCCGCAAGGACCAAAAGAGACACAAUGAGGUUCGUCAACGACCGCUUCGGUUCUUCGACCAGAUCACAGCGUCAGUCGUCCCUCAGCUACACCCCCGGCGUGAAUGGCUGCGCCGUCGGCCACGUGUGCUGCCGCAAUCCCUCCUUCCGCCAGUCCCGCCAGGUGUCCUCCUGCGGGCGUCGUAGCUCCUUCGGGCUCCUCGGGCGCGUCAAAAAUACGCACUUCGAGCAGGGAGACACGGAGUUCGGCGAGUAUCCUUGGCAGGCGGCCAUCCUGCGUCGCGACAACGGAGAUAACGUGUACGUGUGCGGCGCCGUCCUCAUCGACCAUCGCCACCUGCUGACGGCGGCGCACUGCAUCAGCGGUCUAAGCCCCGCCCAGCUGAAGGUGCGUCUUGGCGAGUGGGACGUGGGCCGCGACACCGAAUUCUACCGCCACGUAGACCUCGACGUCCUGGGCAAUUACCCCCACCCGGACUUUUACUCUGGCAACCUCCACAACGACAUCGCCGUCCUAAGGCUCAUCUCCCCCGUUGAUUUCGUGACCAACCCUCACAUUUCCCCCAUAUGUCUGCCGGACCGCUUCACCAAGUUCACAGGAUCUCGAUGCCAGGCUGCCGGUUGGGGCAAGAACGCCUUUGGAGAGGUGGGUGACUUCCAGAACCUGCUGAAGGAGGUGUCGUUGCCCAUGGUGGACCACAGGCUGUGCCAGAACGCCCUUCGCCAAACCAGACUGGGCCCCAACUUCUCGCUGCAUGAGAGUAUGAUCUGCGCCGGAGGAGAGGCUGGUUCCGACACCUGUGAGGGUGACGGAGGAAGCCCCCUAGUCUGCCAAGACCGAGACGGAACGUUCCGGCUGGCAGGCCUCGUGUCGUGGGGUAUCGGGUGCGGGCAGCCGGGCGUCCCUGGAGUCUACACGAACAUACCCUUGUUCAUAGACUGGAUCAGGUCCAUCACGAGGUCUUAAGGUUUAGGGAGAGUGAUACAAUCCGUAAGAGAGAAAGAGAGAAGCACCUCAGGGUCAAGUCUGGCUUGAAUUUGUUUGUGGAUGAAUAAUCGUGUAUAACUGUAAAUGUUUAUGCAGCGUACAAUAUUGUCACUCUGUAGGAUACGGGAAAAAAUGUUGAAUAUUUUUAAAUUUUCUGUUGUUGGGAUAUUUUGAUUGUUUCAGUUACAUUGAAUAUAUGAUAGUUCCUUCUCUACUGGCUAGAGAACGAACUCCUAACAUUUCUUGUUAUUUCUCUAGUCUCGAAUUACUAAGCGACAUGUAUUCCGUCUUUCCAUACUUAUACUCUAGAGAAAGGGAACUUGCUCUCAAGAUACCACAGUAACCUCUGGACAGAAAGACACGUAUUCUACAUACAUAUACACUGAAAUCUGUUAUGAAACCUUACCUCUUCAUCUUGCCUCUAUAUAACGUAUUUACAUUUUAUAAUUUUAAUAUUAUUUUAACUUCAUACCAUCGCAUCACAUACCAUUUGAAUUCUGAUAUCAUGCUCAUACUUAAUGUAUUUUCUUCUUCUUGUUCUUUAAAAAGAGCUUUAAAUUAAUACUUGGCCAAAUUUCAGCAGAUAGUGGCCAUGGGUGCACUAUCAUGUUGUAUCAUGUAUCAUGAUUAUGUGUUUGACUGAAUAAAGUGUUGAAAGUAU